CACGAGCUGAACUACAUUACCCAUAGUGCGUAGCUUCAGCACAUUCAGUACAUUCUGCUUAUCCGGGGAUGUCGCACCGCUGCUAUUUUCUCCCUACAGUCCCUCUCACUAUCAACCCACAGCUCAAGAGGACUGACACGGGUCUCUGGCUGGAAACAGACCGAGAAUAGGACGCCAACCGGAGGCCAAGAAGAAAAAAAAACAUGGCCGAACUCGGCGCGGGGAGCCUGCCGUUGGGAGAACCAGCUUUUAGCUACCAGCAGGAACAGGAGCUGAACGAGCGGCUGAAGCGGCUCUACCCGGCUGUGAACGAGGAAGAGACCCCUUUACCCCGAUCCUGGAGCCCCAAGGAUAAAUACAGCUACAUCGGGCUGUCACAGAACAACCUGCGGGUCCACUACAAAGGCCAUGGAAAGAACCAUAAGGAUGCAGCGUCAGUGCGAGCCACUCACCCGAUCCCCGCCGCCUGCGGGAUUUACUACUUCGAAGUGAAGAUUGUCAGUAAAGGUCGAGACGGGUACAUGGGCAUCGGCCUGUCUGCACAGGGAGUCAACAUGAACAGACUGCCUGGAUGGGACAAGCACUCGUAUGGUUACCACGGCGACGACGGCCACUCGUUCUGCUCCUCCGGGACGGGCCAGCCAUACGGGCCGACGUUCACCACAGGCGACGUGAUUGGCUGCUGCGUCAACCUGAUCAACAACACCUGCUUCUACACCAAGAACGGCAUCAGCCUAGGUGUUGCCUUCACGGACCUUCCUCCCAACCUGUACCCCACCGUGGGGCUCCAGACGCCUGGAGAGAUCGUCGACGCCAACUUUGGCCAGCAGCCGUUCGUCUUCGACAUCGAGGACUACAUGAGCGAAUGGCGGGCGAAGAUUCACGGGAUGAUCACCAGCUUCCCGAUCGGCGAGCGGCUGGGGGAGUGGCAGGCCGUCCUGCAGAACAUGGUGUCCAGCUACCUGGUGCAUCAUGGGUAUUGUGCGACUGCGACAGCGUUUGCCAGAGCCACAGAGACCACGAUACAGGAGGACCAGACGUCUAUAAAGAACCGGCAGAGAAUACAGAAGCUGGUUCUGGCGGGUCGGGUCGGUGAAGCCAUCGACGCCACCCAGCAGCUCUACCCAGGUCUGCUGGAACGUAACCCGAACCUGCUCUUCAUGUUGAAGUGUCGGCAGUUCGUGGAAAUGGUGAACGGGACGGACAGCGAGGUUCGCUGCCUGACGGUUCGCUCCCCAAAGUCCCAGGACAGUUACCCCGGCUCCCCAAACCUCAGCCCGCGGCACGCCGCCAGCGGCACGCACGUCCACAGUGGAGGAGCGGAAAGCCCCACCUGCAGUAACGGCGUCGCCCCGCCCAACAAGGCGAAGGUUCACGGCGGCAGCAGCAUCAAAUACCCGAGCGCCUCCUCCACCUCCUCAUCCAGCUCCUCCUCCCCGUCCUCCAUAAACUACUCCGAAUCCAACUCCUCCGACUCCACCAAGAGCCAGCCACACAGCGCCAACAGCAACCAGGAAACCAGCGACAGUGAGAUGGAGAUCGAGGCGGAGCAUUACACCAACGGCGUGGUGGACGGCUCUUCGGCGCGGAUCAUGAACGGCACGUACCGACAUGAAGAGAUCCUGCAGCCCGACGACAACAGCAUCUGCAACGGGGUCACAGACAAGGGCCGCAGGAGCAGCAAGCAGCUGUGUGGGGGGAACCAGGCGGCCACAGAGAGGAUGAUCCAGUUCGGACGGGAGCUGCAGGCGCUCAGCGAACAGCUGAGCCACGACUACGGCACCAACACCACGCACAAGAAGAUGUUACAGGAUGCAUUCAGCCUGCUGGCGUACUCGGACCCCUGGAAUUGCCCGGUGGGCCAGCAGUUGGACCCCACGCAGCGAGAGUCGCUCUGCUCCGCUCUUAACAGCGCCAUUCUGGAAUCCCAGAACCUCCCCAAGCAGCCGCCGCUGAUGCUGGCGCUGGGCCAGGCCACCGAGUGCGUCCAGCUCAUGGCCCGGGUCCGGUCCGGUUCCUGCUCCUUCGCCAGGAUAGACAACUUUUUGCACUAGCCCCGCCCCCCCCCCCGACCCGGUCAGGUAACUGCUGAGCAGCACUGAGAUGUCUAGCUGGUCGUUGCCAUGGUGACGAAGAGGCGAGCAUGCGUCUGAUUGGAUCAGAGAAGAGAAGGGAAGGAGGCUUCCUAUUUAAUUUAGUAUUAUCAGAUUUAAUAAAUGUGUGACACUAUUUAAAUAUUAUUAUUAUUAUUAUUCAGUUUAUUUAGCCGUUUUUUUGUUUUGUUUGUUUUUUUUAGUAUUUUUGUCAGUUUGUUGUGCUCAUCCUGGACAAACUAAUCAUAUUCCCCCCUUUUUUAUUUUAUUAGUAUUGUUAUUUUCUUUUACUGUAAUGGUUGGACUUCAAUUCCUGUCGUCGGUUUUGUUGUUUCUGUUUUCCCGGAUCUUUCAGAACCAGAACCAGAACCCAUAAGAACCAGAAAUAAUUCAACCCGAACCGGACGAGCUUUAAAUGCUGAGCAACGUAAAAAUGAGCUUGUAGCGAUUAAUUUCAUCUGGAUUUUACUGCAAACAGUGAUACAUUUGAGAAACAUGAAUUUAA
Messenger RNA from Poecilia latipinna (sailfin molly), 2598 nucleotides. It is a transcript of the gene ranbp10, whose product is annotated as RAN binding protein 10. The record is from RefSeq and is a predicted model, not a curated record. The transcript is spliced from 15 exons. Lineage: Eukaryota; Metazoa; Chordata; Actinopteri; Cyprinodontiformes; Poeciliidae. Bases 204 to 2054 code for a protein of 616 amino acids. Gene Ontology annotation, molecular function: protein binding.